CCGGCGCUGAUAAGUGGCCCUCGCGCCGCAGGUGUGGCGGCGGUAGCGGCAGCGGCAAGAGCUGGAGGGGAGGAGGGCCCGGGACAGCGGCGACUGACGGGCCCCGAGUGUCGCGAGCAUGACCGGGCUGUACGAGCUGGUGUGGCGCGUGCUGCACGCGCUCCUCUGUCUCCACCGUACGCUCGCGUCCUGGCUCCGCGUCCGCUUCGGCACCUGGAACUGGAUCUGGCGGCGGUGGUGCCGCGCCGCCUCCUCCGCGGUCCUAGCGCCGCUCGGUUUUACCCUCCGCAAGCCCCCGGCGGCGGGCAGAAACCACCACCACCACCAUCAUCAUCACUACCACCACCAUGCCCAUGGCCGCGGGGCGCCCGGCGCGGCCCCCACCCACCCCCGGCUUCGCUGGCGCUCAGACGGCAAGUCGCUGGAGAAGUUGCCAGUGCACAUGGGUUUGGUGGUCACAGAGGAGGAGGAGCCCAGCUUCUCGGACAUUGCAAGCCUCGUGGUGUGGUGCAUGGCCGUGGGCAUCUCCUAUAUUAGCGUCUACGACCACCAAGGUAUUUUCAAAAGAAAUAAUUCCAGAUUAAUGGAUGAAAUUUUAAAACAGCAACAAGAACUCCUGGGCCUAGAUUGUCCCAAAUACUCGCCAGAGUUCGUGAAUAGUAAUGACAAAGAAGAUCAAGUUUUAAAUUGCCAAUCAUCAGUGAAGGUGCUGUCUCCAGAAGAUGGAAAAGAAGAUAUUGUAAGAGCUGCCCGAGACUUUUGCCAGUUAGUAGCUCAGCAGCAAAAGAGAUCUACAGACAUGGAUGUGAAUGUUUUAGGCAAUUUACUUAGUUUGAAUGGUUUCCCUGACCCUGAUUUAGUAUUGAAGUUUGGUCCUGUGGACAGCACAUUAGGAUAUCUUCCUUGGCACAUUAGAUUGACUGAAAUUAUCUCUUUGCCUUCACACCUAAACAUCAGUUAUGAGGACUUUUUCUCUGCCCUCCGUCGGUAUGCAGCCUGUGAGCAGCGUUUGGGAAAGUGAUCAUAGAUUGCACUGCUUGAAUUCAAGCUUUUGGAGGAAAGGACCCAAGGGAUUCUGAUGUUUACAAGCACCUGUGAUCAAUUCUGUAUAAACCCAGUUCACAAUCCUCCUCAUAAUUUAUCAACAAACUCAGAAAAGUGUCUUACUUGAGAGUGAAUGUGUGUGUGUAUGUGUGUAUGUGCAUGCGAUUGUGAGUAUGAAAGUAAAUUUAUAAAUGGGAAGUAUUGGAGAAAGAACUAUAUAGACCUGCAUCUUUGAGGGGGGAAAAAAACCAACACUAGCCAAGUCUGAAAUGUAGGCUUCUCAAAGGCUUCAACCUCAACCUUUUCCCUAUUUUUGUGGGGAGAGCCAAGGAGGAAUGAUUAGAGCUGUUGGGUUAUUUUUUGGGGACUUUGAGGGAGAUGUGGGAGAGGCAGGGUUUGGUGGAGUUUUUUCCUAGUGACCAAAAUUUUAAGUUUUAAAAAUAAUGGUAUUGACUCUCUCUAUUAAGUGGAAGCAUUCUAAGUUUGAGAACUCUCCGGUCUCCGGUCUAACAGUUUGGCGUGUUGCUCACAUGUUAAAAGCAUGCACCUUUGGAGCAAAGAGGGAAUUUCACUUGUCAUCAGAUGUCCGUCCAUUCCUGUCCCUUACUGCAUCCUGAACCAGCUGGGUCACUUUAGAGCCCUUGACCUGGUGUGCUUGUUUAUAAUAUGGACUGUGAACGUCAGGGACAAAAAUGUUUUGCUACUUUGGAAAUGAAAAAUUGAAAAAUUCCUAAAAUGUUUUAUAAAUGGAAGUGGUUGUCCAGCAGUAGUUUGAGAAACAAAGGGAUAAUAAGUUCCCUGACACUUGAAAAAGCAGCUUUGGGUUCUUCUUUUGGGGGCGGUUUGUUUUUAAGCAGCAUUCAGUCUUGAUAUUAGACCUGCAUUGUCUAACUGUGUCCAUUUACAAAUAGCAAGCAAGUGAGGGAAGUUAACAAAGGCAACUGGUUAUCCCCUCCUGAAGCAAUCCCAACAUUUUCAGAAUUCUUCCCUCCUUGGAGUAGCAUAUUUAAGUUUCUAUGAAUGGAGCUAUAAACAGUUUUUAAAUGGCACUAAUUGGAAUUUUUAAUUUUUUUUUAAAAGGAUUGAAGCCUCUGCAGGGAGUUAAAUAUUACCAAAGUCUACAAAAUGACUGGGCUUAAGUUUUUUUGUUUCUUUUUAUGAGAGAGAAAAUAGCACUGGUUCCAUUUUAUUUUUGAAUAUGAGUAUCUAUUUUUUAGGCAUUUAAUCAUUGCCUCUUCCCUCAUUCCUGCUCUUAAAUUAGGCAUAAGUCACUGUUCAGAUUUGCUAUGUUAGUUUUGGGGAGAACCUGUCUACUAUAAGUGUACAAUAUUUGCACUGGAAUUGUGCAUUUGGAGUAGGGUCUUACUUAAAAUUUAGGUUUCAGAAGCCUUGUAAAAGUAGUUGAAGACUGGAUUCAGAGAGCAUGGUCUGUAAUUGUCCAUCAAGUUCUGAGGCUAUGAAGAAUAAAUGUAUUUCAGCAAUGGGUAAUGAAAUCCCCACAUAUGAUUUUGAAAAUACACUUGAAAUAAAAUCCAUUAAAAACUGAAA
Molecule: messenger RNA, 2592 nt
Organism: Gracilinanus agilis (Agile Gracile Mouse Opossum)
Lineage: Eukaryota; Metazoa; Chordata; Mammalia; Didelphimorphia; Didelphidae
Gene: NUS1
Product: NUS1 dehydrodolichyl diphosphate synthase subunit
Exons: 5
Coding region: 119-1021 (300 amino acids)
Cellular component (GO): endoplasmic reticulum membrane; dehydrodolichyl diphosphate synthase complex
Molecular function (GO): ditrans,polycis-polyprenyl diphosphate synthase [(2E,6E)-farnesyl diphosphate specific] activity
Source: RefSeq, a predicted model, not a curated record